Molecule: messenger RNA, 2635 nt
Organism: Pocillopora verrucosa
Lineage: Eukaryota; Metazoa; Cnidaria; Anthozoa; Scleractinia; Pocilloporidae
Source: RefSeq, a predicted model, not a curated record
AUGGCUUCGUCGCCCGGGACAGACACAGAACAUCGACGGUGGUUGGUGGUUGGCACUGUUCUUCACAGUGUACUUUUGCCGUAUGUCAGAAAAAAGAUUGAACAGAAAAUGAAACCAUUUUACCAAAAUCUGUUGGCAAAUUAUGGAUUAGACAAGCAAACCUAUCCGACUCACCUGAAGACUAUUCCACCAACCACUCUGAAGCUGAACUACGAAAGUAUCAAUAAUAACGCCGCCUUGGGUCGAGACACCCAUUGCUUUGACUAUUGUGUAAAGGAUGAAGUGUCAUUGGCUAAGUUGUUCAUGAAACCUUUCAUGGCACAUUUCAAUGCAUUUGAUAUCUCUUUUGAUGCCUCGGCGGCUCUGGCUGUUCUUUGCUCUGCUCCACCAUUCAGCGCUGCAGCGCUGUCAGCUGAACUUGUGAGAUCUGAAGUACGAAAUAAGUGGGCCCAUUACGACUCUGCGUCAUGGACGGAAGUGAAAUACAAUAUAUGUUUUGAUCGAAUGGAGACCUUGGUUGAAGACCUGAGAUUUGCCCCAGCAGAAAAAACAGAGCUCCUCUCUGAGCUGCAGAUGUGGAGAAAGCAUGGGUUAGAAUUUUGCGUUGGUAAGCCACUUAAUGACACAUUUCUUAGUGUUAUGCACGAACAUAUAAAUCAAAUACAUGAAAUGUUUGAGUCUGGAUUUGAAAAAGUUCAGGCAAUAUUACAUGAAUUGAGCAAAAGCAAGCAUGAAGAACAAACAACAAGACAAGACCCGGAUAAAAUGUUAAGUGAUGUCAGUGUCUCCGCAGCAAAAGAUAAAUCUAUAGUAUUUGAUGCGCCAGAUCGAAACAAGAGGUUUACAGGAAGACAAAAAGAGUUAGAAUCGCUUGAAAGGUGCCUCCUCUCAGAAAACAGCGACCAUAAAUUUAGAAUGGCAGCCAUUUGUGGUCUUGGCGGAUGUGGAAAAACGACCUUAGCAGCUCAAUUCGCUUGGGAGCAUAAACCACAUUACGAGGGAGGCGUAUUUUGGUUCUCCAUGGAAGAUGAAGAGAAGUUUGAAAGCUGUGUGAAUGACUUAGCGUUACGUUUAGGACUGAUGGAAAAAUCAUCAGAUCUUACACUGGCACGAAUUCUAACGCUUAUAUCUAAGCAGGAAAAGCUUUGGCUGAUGGUUCUUGACAACGUCGACCAGCCAAUACUUUCUGAAAAAAUGCGUAAAGUUUUGAGAGGAAUAUGGAAAAGGGAGUCAAACGGUCACAUGUUGGUAUCAACAAGGCGUGAAAGAAAAGAGAUCUGUCGGUGUGUGGAUGUUGAGCCAAAUUGUUUUGUAGAAAUCACCUCUUUCUCUAUCGAGGAAGCAAAAGAGUUUCUUUUGAGUCAUUUCAGCGGUGAAAAUGCUGCAGUCCAGGAGGAUGCGCUAAAUGAGCUGGUUGUUGAGCUUGGUUGUCUUCCCCUUGCCUUGGAGCAGGCUGGUGCACAUAUCAAAUCUCUUGGCUGCACUGUAAAUGAAUAUUUGAAACAAUACAAGUUCGAAAGGUUCAAGCUGCUAAGCGAGCAUCGGGCAAAUCCCUCGAGGGAGUACGACUCCUUGAAUCGUCUUUCAGUCCACACUACAUGGUUAUUGAACUUUGAGUACGUAAAGAACUCAAGAUAUGGAGAAAUUGCAACCAGGUUCGUACAUGCAGCUGCUUUCCUUGAUCCCGAUGAAAUCUAUGAAGGACUCAUCAAUGCAGUGAUUCUUUCCUCUGACGUUGUAUCUGAAAACAAAAUAGAACUCCCCCUCACGAAUAACCAUAUAGUAGAAGUUUUGACCAAGUUUUCACUUUUCCAGAGGAAGUCUGUUGGAUGCAUGAGAGUACAUCGCCUAGUGCAGCAGGUUAUUCGUGGUACAAUGACAUCAAAAGAAGUCGAAAAAGCAGUUUACACAACAUUUCAGUUACUAAAGAAGGCCGCUCAAUCACCUGGUGAAUCAGCAACAGAUAAGUCUGUUUUCUCCAUUAUUCGCCAUUGGUUGGCAUUGAAGCGACACGUCGAACAACAAGUUAGAGCUACACCGGAUGACUCAUCGGCUGAGAAAGUAGCAGCAUUGAUGAAAAGCGGUUCUAGAGAAAUUGUGUUCGAAGUCUCUCGCACCAUAAAAGGGCUAUCGCAAACUUUAGAAAACCGUCGUGGAUUAUUAGCGUUGCUUGAUGUCGACUACGACAAGUUUCUAGGUAGAAAAGAGCUAAAGAAUGAAAAUAGAAAAAGCGAACCCGUAAGAUUGCUCUCUCGAUCUCCCUCAAGAUUGCUCUCAGGAUCGUCCUCAGGAUUGCCCUCAGGAUCGCACUUAGGAUCGUCCUCAGGAUCGCCGUCAGGAUCGCUCUCAGGAGCGCCCUUUGGAUCGCCCCAAGAAUGGUCCUUAGAUAUGGCCCUUAGACCCCCCACCGGGAUCACCACCAGAAUUGCCCGUAGGAUCGCCAUGAUAUUCCUCUGUGGCAAUCCACGAUCUCGUCGUAGUGGUCAACAAUGAACGCCAUUCACAAUGCUUAAGCAAGCAGGGUCGCGCGCAUUGUGAAGGCCUCAUUUGGUGGGAAAUUAUAAAAAUGUUUUCCCCAGAAAACUGCCACCAAAGCUAUCGAAAGCUCAAUCAAAUAUACCGAACUUGCAGAACG